Molecule: messenger RNA, 1534 nt
Organism: Nezara viridula (southern green stink bug)
Lineage: Eukaryota; Metazoa; Arthropoda; Insecta; Hemiptera; Pentatomidae
Source: the annotation of a GenBank genome assembly
AUUACUUCUCUAGUUAUUAAGCAUUAAGUACCCAUACUAAAUAAUGUUAGCUUAUUUAUUUAUUAAAUUUGCUUCUAACUAAUAUGGUUAUAACUAUGUUAAUAACCCAUGUUAACAUAUAAUAUAAUGUAAAUAUUCAUUUUUAGGAUAAUCUUAAAUUAAGUGAUGAAUUUAAUGAUCAAUCUUUUUCAGGCGUGCAUUGUAUUGGCUUUAAGCUGUAUAGCUUUGGCAGAGCCCCCUGCACCCAACAACCAAUACCUCCCUGUGCCCCAAAAUGGGUAUAACUAUCCUCGACCGCCCAUUGGUUUCCCACCCUCUCCGCCAUCGCCUGGACCUAGGCCACCAUCACCACCCCCAAGCUAUGGACCACCACCGGGUCCUCCUGCCAGGCCGCCAUCACCACCUCCAAGCUACGGACCACCACCAGGUCCUCCUGCCAGGCCACCAUCACCACCUCCAAGCUACAGACCACCAUCAGGUCCUCCCGCCAGGCCGCCACCCAGCUACGGCCCUCCCACGGUCCCAAGGCCUCCAUCUCCUCCACCAAGCUAUGGUCCACCACCAGGUCCUCCAGCCAGGCCACCAACACCUCCAAUCCCAAGACCACCACCUAGCUAUGGCCCUCCAACUGGACCCAGCCCUCCUGCACCAAGACCUCCACCACCAAGCUAUGGACCACCAACAGGACCUCAAAGGCCACCAAGGCCAACUUAUGGGCCACCCCAAUCCGAUGACCCGAGCGCUCCAGGACACGUCCACAUCCCAGGAAUGCCUUACGACUUCAACUACGCCGUUAAGGACGACUACUACGGUACUGAUUUCUCUCACAACGCUGUCAGCGACGGAGAUCAAGUAAAGGGAGAAUACAAAGUUCUCCUCCCAGACGGCAGGCUCCAGAUCGUAUCCUACAUCGCCGACUGGAAGACAGGUUUCCAUCCGACCAUCCAGUACCAAGGCGAACCCAGAUACCCGGCUCCAGGCCAGCCAGGACCAGGAAGAGGUGGACCAGGGGGACCGGUAGGACCAGGAGGACCAGGCGGACCAGUGAGCGGCCCAUACUAAACCAUUCCAACCAUUAUUUAUUCAUCCAACGACGGAAAAACUUCUAAAUGGCUUAUGUAUACGCUGGUAAAACAAACAAACACCUAUAAUAAGAAGGUGUUUUCUAAUGCCAUGAUCACUACAACAUGGUGUCAUGUCCCUUACAAGAGUGUUUCUUUCACAUUAGUUAUAUGUUACAAAAACAUAUAAAACUUUUUUAUACUUUUUUUAUAUAAAACUUUAAUAAUUGUCAAUAAGUCAUUUUUAAGUACCUCCACCUAAGUCUCACAGGACAGCUUACAAGAGCCAAUGCCUUUGACAUCAGCGAGUUGUUUCUGUGAUAUUAAAAUUGUAAUUGUACAUAUAUAUUUUUAUAUGUGUGACAAUUAUGAUUCAGUACAACAACAAAAAAAUGUAUUUUUUAUACCAAUAAAAGUGACUUUUUGUAUAACUUCUUUCUUAUUAAAAAGUACCCCCGUUCAAAAAAUUAACU